CGUUAGAGAGUUAAAUUGCUAAACAUAAUUAAUAAUGUAUGCAUUGAAGCCUUAAAAUUAUGAUGAAUAUCUUUUAUGAUGAAUAUAUUACAUCUAUGUGAAUUUCAUUAAUUCUCACGUUUCUUACUGGUAUGAUAGCCUAGAUUGUUGCUCUAAGUCAAUGUCGAUAAAGACUAUUUUCGCGCGUACACUUAGAACCAAAAUGGCAGGAAGGGUAACAUUUCGCAUUAAUCGCUGUAAAGUGAAGAUUACAUUGUGAUUUUCGUAAAGUGAAGUGUAUGUGUAACGUGUGUUUAUAGAAAUGUGGAGAUAGUUAAUAAAAUGGGUUCACAAACACUAGAGAUAUUGCGUCAAGGUGUUUGGGCGUCUUUAACUGGGGGAUGGUUUUAUGAUCCACAUCAAAAUUUGUUUUGCAACACGGUCCACCUUUAUAUCUGGCUGUUUCUACUAUGCGUACCGUUCUCAGUCUAUUUGUAUUUCCCACCAUCAAGCUUAGGUUGGAUCAUAUAUUGCAUCCUUGUAGCUGUACUAUUCACAGGAUUAAAGCUUCUGAAUAGAAGCCUACAUCAUUUGUAUGACACCUCCGAGUUCAUAGUUGUACAACCUUCUGAUGACCCUAACACCUCAAAUGAGAACAAUACUACGGACGAGGGCAUCGAGAUGCAGAUGAUGAAAUUGACAGCUGCAGCCGCAUCUGGAACUGACAAUGAAUCAGUCACAUCCCUCGAGUACCACAAACCCAACAAUAGCACUAUAGAUUUAAAAGUAGACGUCCAUCGUAAAAACAGUUCCGAAACAAGCAUAGAAGACAGCGCUAUAUCAUCGAAACAAGCAGAGCCUGUAGCGACUACGAAAUCAGAUUUAUGUGUCGCUCAACCGGCAGACGUUCCCGGUCCAUCAAGAAGCCGUCCAACAAAUAGAAGUAAAUCCAGAUCAGGCAGAAGAGAACAGAGAACUUCCAAAAGAAGAACUUACGGGAACAGAAUAGAAGAAUUGAUCGAAGCUUCUAGAAACCCUCGUACAGAAAGCAACGUGCCCAAUCAUAUUUUAGUAGAAGACGGUCCCUUUGCAAAAGUUAGUCGGCGGUACAAUGAGUGUCCCCACAGACGACCUACAAACCGGGAUUGUUUUAAAGAAUGGUUGUAUUUAGAUGGUCAUGAAGCUGGGGAGCCGUAUCAAUCCAAAUUUGCCCGACAGCUGAGCUCCGACUCUAGGGAUAACUCGGAGCCCAGCGUCGGCCCUCCGUCACCAAAAAAACGUAUAGCUCACAGGCGUAGAUACACUAUAUAUCCUUACGAAAGCUGUACUAAGUCUGCGAUGGCUUUAGCGACCGGUCAAUCAUCUAAUAUGAGAAGGAAUUCAAACUCCACGAUGUCAACUAUACAAUUGCCCCUUCUGAAUUCGACUGCACAACUGGUUUCCCAUAUGAGAAGACAUUCUAACAACGCUGAUACAGGGUUUUUUGCCAGCGUUGAACUUGGCGAGUACAUGAUGGUUAAAAAGGAAGCACCAGUAGGAGACGUUGAAAAGAAUAAAGGGAAAAGCCCAGGCGUUCGAAGAAUAAAAAGUGCUGCUCUAGAAAUAGGGUGUCCACUUCCUAGUGUAUCUAACUUAUCCCCCCAUCCUAAUAGUGCUGAAACGAUAGGUGGUCAAAUGUUAAAGAACCCCAAAAGUGCUGUAAUACCUCCCCCCAGCAAAAGUCUUACGCGAGGCCCCCAUUUAAAUCUUUAUCCCAAAAAUGAGAACGGAGAGGGCUGCAGUUACCCUUACUUGACAUACGGAUCCGAAAUUGUUUAUCCCAUAGCAGAAAUUUCUGAUGAAAUGCAGACAUCCCAAAAAGAGACUGAUUUAGACUCUAGCGGUGAGAGUUAUAGUGAUUACGAUGAUGAAAAGCAGUUCCGGGGAUUUGAUUGGGAUGCUGAACAGUCUCUGGCGAUGAGAUCCAGCGACUCGGACUACGAGAACAACGGUUCCAGGUCACCAUUGUUAGAAAGGCCACCUGGAAUCAGAGUGGUCCGAACGAAGAGCCACGGUGAUUCAAAAAAACAUUGUUGUGAACGCCACAGCAAUUCCAAACACAAUCAGGACUCUCAAUACGACAGAUCUAAGUGUGUCAGAUUAAAAAGAUUCAAACAUGAACUAGACAAUUAUGAAAAGCAUGCUGAAAGGCAAUCGGCACCUUGCGAUUGCAAAUCUAAUGUUGUAUAUUUCGACAAAACUAGUGCGAGCUCAAAAGAUUUGCUAAUAGAGAAAUCUAGCUUAGAAUCAAACGAUAAUCCACAACAAGAGAAAAAAGUAGAAGAAUCAAAAACUGUCGAGAAAAAACUGUGGGACCACGAUAUAUUUAAUUCUAGCAGCAGUAGUAGUUGUGACGUAGAUAGACCUAAUACUAAUGUUGAUAAGAACCACAUUCCGGAGACAGAGGAAUCACAGCUAACUGGUGACAGUAAAAGUGCAGAUGAACGAAGUGUAUAUAGUUUAGACUGGUUGUUUGAAGAGACUGCUAAACGUGGCGUUUACAAAGAAGACUCUCUCAAUCCUGACGAGGUUUUAUCACAAAACGUCGCAAUCGCCCUAGGAGAGUCCUCGGUUAAUGUCCCAAAAAAUUUAGGAGCUAUACCGAAGCAAUUAAAGAGCGCGACGCGGUCCCGUGCUUCAUCUCAGAAAGAAAACAAGAAAAGGGAUUCAAAAAAGGAAAAAGACGAUAGCCAAAAUGAGGAAAGAAUGCUCAUGGAGUCGGCAGAGGCGCAGGCCGCUUGCGCCUUAGUUCAAGGGUUGGAGUGUUUGUUUGCUGCGACGAACGCCAACACGGUCGUGAUGCCCCCUCCAAACCGAGACGAGCGAUCCAGGGCUCACAGGCAAAGCCUCCGCGGUGACAGAGAAAACGUACAUAAAACUAGGAAACGAUCUAUAGAGGAAGUAGCCCAAACAUCAACAAGCACUCUCUUGCCGACAUCAAUGCCACUUUUGGCGGCCUUUUUAAAUUCUAGAGUGGAUUUUACCCCUUGCUGUGCUUCGACAAUGGGGCAAGCCUGUGAGAAUACUACGACAGAACCAUCACAAACUCAGGAAGAUGGUCAAAGGCUCCGACCAUUGAUGGACCGCAACCAUCGACAUAGAGUCAGAAAAAUCAAACGCUCCACCCGUAAAAGGAAUAACUCUUCGUCGCAGAACAACCCCGAGACUAAGGACAACCAGUCCAAUGCUGAAAAUUGUAAUAGUUCAACUAACGUUCACUUUGCUAAGUCAUUUGAUGACACGAGCGACGGAGCCAUACACUGUUUCAUGGACGAAUACGGUAAUUGGAUGUCGUAUACUUUCGAUAAAAACGGCUGUGCUCGUGUGCAAGCGCAGCCCAUACCGCUACCGGAGAAAGAGGACGGAACCAGGAUAAACAGGGUAACCCCCACAGACACGGCGGCGGACAAUUCCCAGGAGACCGCUGGCGAAGGUAGCUGCGGCUCCCUGGAGUCUGAAGCUGGAAACAGCGAGAGCUUAGCGAAGACCAAACGCGGGGACAGCCUGGACCGGAGCUCCUCCAACCAAGGCAGCAACAACCCCUUACUGUCGAGCAGUAAUAACGUUUCGACGGUAGUCCCAAUAAAUACGAAUACUUCCAAUAAACGGUUUUAUGUUUUCGACGGCGGGACCGGAACGCACACAGAUCAGCCUCGCUCGCCUGUGGCCUACGUCACGGAUAGCUUGCUAGAACAAAUCGAAGCAGAGAGGCAGUCCCGAAUGGGCCUGCCUAGUAUGCACAUUAAUUUGCUCAUGAGGGAGCAGAGAGCUCAGCAGCAAGCACAGCAACCGGCAGUGGAAACUGCGUCGACGAAUAACGUUUCGAGCAUGAUGCCGGCAAUAGGAGAAAUCUCCGAAGAUAAUGUCGAAAUACACUUCAGAAAUACAAUAUCGAAGCUCAUAGAUGAGAUCGGUAAAAUGAAUCAACCAAAGCCCCCGCCUGACCAGCCCAAGGGCUACUACAAAUACAAACUGUCCAAAUGUAUGGAAGUUAAAGUUACAAUGGACAGACUAAAGUUGAUGGCGUUAUUCGACAGAAACUUGACAUUUUCGGAGACUUUGAUUACGAUACUGCUGGCCGUCAUGGUGUCGGUGUUGGGUUCCAUGGUGCUAAGCCUCGGCUUCUACAGGGACAUAUACGCGUUUUGGUUUUGUUUCAUAAUAGCCGGAAGUCAAUAUUCGUUGUUGAAAAGCGUUCAGCCGGAUUCGGCAUCGCCCGUCCACGGCUUCAAUAAAAUGGUGCUCUUCUCUCGGCCGGUGUACUUUUGUUUAUGUACAGCACUGUUGUGCGGGGUGCACACGUACAUGCAGCAGAGCGGGGCGUCCUCAGACGAACAUUCCAGAAGUAAACGUAGCGCCGUAGAAAUGAAACCCUUGACGAUAUACGGCUUCCAAAUGAACGAAAGGGAUUUUUUGUACGUCGUUCAAGAAAUAUUAUCGAAGUUCCUUUUGUUCUUUCCGCUCGCUUUUAGCUUGGGACUAUUCCCGCAAGUGAACACUUUCCUUAUGUACUUGCUGGAACAAAUUGAUAUGCACAUUUUUGGUGGGAACGCGACAAGCAGUCUUAGCGCCGCUGUAUACUGCGUAGCUCGCUCGAUAGCGGCCGUCUGCAUACUUUACGGGUUCGCGUAUAGCGGCCUGAUCGAAGGCAAGAAAUCUCAACAUCAGAAACACAAUAUUCUUUUCUCCAUAUUCUGCGGCCUAUUGGUUCCUAUAUCUUACCACUUAAGUCGCAGUGCGAGCGAUUACACACACAUUUGGAACUUGAUAAAGAAACACCUACUUCCACCGGAGCUGUAUGUGGUGCACGGUCCCGAAUGCGCGCCCGAACCAGACAAAACAGAACCGAGCUUACUGGCCGAAGACAAGAAGGACGGCUCUGAAAGCAACAUCUCCAAGCAGAACUCGAUUGGAAGCUCCGCCUCUAAAAUCAACUUCAGUUCGGAGACGAAUAUCGCGCGGACUCAGAAGAGGUCUCACGCGUCGAGUGCGAGCUCUUUGAAGAUGGACCCCAGGGGGGACACGAUGAAUUCUACGACCUCUUUAAGGACGGAUCCGACCGCGGAAGCUGAAGACAAAAGUCAAGACUCAAUGAACACCUCGAAGCAAGACAAUACAGACAAGCCUGAUGAGGAGGAUAUGGAGGAUCCGUUGCCGAAAAAACUGCAGGCCACUGUCAACGCGCGACUGAAGAACGACGUUAUAGUCUGCACCUUCCUCGGUCUCUUUGUGUUCGGUCUGCACUGCACCACAGUUUUCACCACGCUCAAACCACAACUCAAUACGGUGCUAUGGAUAAUAGCUGGUAUAUUAGGUUGGAUACUGCACUACCUGUUGCCCCAGCUACGCAAACAACAGCCGUGGCUGUGCUUAGCGAGCCCGGUCUUGAAGCAGCACGAGCAUGCGCAGUACGAGGUCACGGAGCCGGCCAAGGUUAUGCUGUUCGAAAAGUUGUUCGUGUACCUGUGCUUCGUGGAGCGGAACGUUGUGUACCCGGCCGUGGUGGUGGCGGCCACCGCGCAAGACGCGCCCGCCCUCGCGCUCAAGUACGGGGAUGCCGUGGGGGCGUUGCUGGUCUGCGUGUGCGCCCUCAAGUGUCUUCGACACGCAUAUUCGGAGCCGGACAGCCAGUACCUGAUAGUGGUGUUCGCGGUUCUGAUCUUCCAGAAGGAUCUCAGCAGCCGGGGUACUUCAGAAACGUUUCUAGUCGAUUAUUUCGUAACGGCCAUUAUAUUCAGCAAGGUCUAUGAAUUUUUACUAAAGGUACAGUUCGUUGUGACGUACAUAGCGCCGUGGCAGAUCACGUGGGGCAGUGCCUUCCACGCCUUCGCACAGCCCUUCUCGGUGCCGCACUCCGCCAUGCUGUUCCUGCAGGCAGCCCUCUCCGCCCUCAUAUCAUCGCCUCUGACGCCAGCCCUAGGUAGCGCCAUCUUUAUGACGUCAUACGUGCGUCCGAUAAAAUUCUGGGAACGCGACUACAACACCAAGAGAGUCGACCAGAGCAACACCAGGCUGUCGUCGCAACUGGAACGGAACCUGGGGUCUGAUGACAACAAUUUAAAUUCGAUAUUCUACGAGCACCUGACGCGCUCGUUGCAGCACUACCUGUGCGGAGACCUCAUGCUGGGCCGCUGGGGGCAGGUGCAGCAGGGGGACUGCUUCGUUUUAGCAUCAGAUUAUCUGAACUGCCUAGUGCAUAUAGUUGAAAUGGGGAAUGGACUAGUGUCCUUCCAACUAAGAGGCUUGGAGUUCAGAGGCACUUACUGCCAGCAGAGGGAAGUGGAAGCGAUAUCCGAGGGACCAGAGGAUAAUAGCGAGGGCGCGUGCGGCGGGCGCUGGUGGGUGUCCCCGGGCGCGGCGUGGGCGCUGCGGUGGCUGGCGUGGCAGCUGGCGGCCGCGCGCUACGUGCUGGAGGGGUACUCCGUGUCCGACAACAGCGCCGUCUCCAUGCUGCAGGUGUUCGACUUCCGGAAGGUGCUGCUCACCUACUACGUCAAGAGCAUCAUUUACUACACGAUACAGUCGAGUAAGUUAGAAGAGUGGCUGGCCUCUCCCACAAUAGCCGAGGCUUUGAAACCAAUAAAUGAGAGGAACUUCGUCGACUUGGAUCCAAUAUUCAAUGUUAAUCUGGAUGAGGAUUACGAUUUUCGAGCAUCUGGGAUCACAAAGAGCAAGUUCGUGUCGGUGUACGGCGAGUGGGUGUCGGUGUGUGCGGCGCGGCGGGGCGGGGCGGGGGGCAGGCGGCGCGGCGCGCGGGACGGCUCGCUGGUGGCGCUGUGCUUCGCGCUCAGCCUGCUCGGCCGACGAGCGCUCGCCGCUGCACAGCACCUCUCCGCCUCCAGCGUGGAGUUCUUCCUGUACGGGCUGCACUCGCUGUUCAAGGGCGACUUCCGCAUCACGUGCGCGCGCGACGAGUGGGUGUUCACCGACAUGGCGCUGCUGCACGCGGUGCUGGCGCCCGCCGUGCGCAUGGCGCUCAAGCUGCACCAGGACCACUUCAUGUUCCCGGAGGAGUACAGCAGCAGCUCGGCUCUGUACGCGGCCAUCUCCGCGCACUCGCAGCGCCUCGUCAUCUGCCACGAGGCGGCGCCCGCCUGGCGCUACAACGUGCUGCGGGGCGCGCCGCACCUCCUGGCGCUCAGACACGUGAUGGACGAGGGCAUCGACGACUACAAAAUAAUAAUGCUGAACAAACGGCACCUCGGCUUCCGGGUCAUCAAGCUGAACCGGGAGUGCGUCCGCGGGCUGUGGGCCGGCCAGCAGCAGGAGCUGGUCUACCUGCGGAACCGGAACCCGGAGAGGGGCUCCAUACAGAACGCCAAGCAGGCCUUGAGGAACAUAAUCAACUCGUCGUGCGACCAGCCCAUAGGGUAUCCCAUCUACGUGUCGCCGCUCACCACCUCGUACGCGGACACGUCGCCGCCCGUGCGCCGCCUACUGGGCGCCGCCGUGUCCGCGCGCGGCAUCCGGCGCCGCCUCGCGCAGCUGUGGCGGCGCGUGCGGCGGCGCUGCGGCGAGGGCUGCUCCAGCGGCGCCGCGUGCGAGGCGGGCGCGGGGGGGGAGCCGCGCACGCCAGCCCCGCCCCCCGCGCGCACUUCGCUCGCCGGUACGCGAGGCAGCCUGGCCAGCGCCGGCAAGCCCGCGUCCACGCUGGCGUCGCUGGCGGGGCUGCUGCGGGAGCACUCGCACGAGCGCGCGCUGGAGGAGGCCGCAGUUUAUACGGAAACCGUCGAGAGUCGGCGUCGCAGCGAAGAUCGGUCUUCAGCUGGGCGGAGAGAGAAAGCGCCGCGACCCCGGGCGCACCCGCACCAGAGUGACGGCAGGAGGAUGCGACGUGAGCGAGCUCUGCCGGCUUCCUUCCGCCUGCUAGCAGCCGAUGCUGCCCACUCGCACGCGCACGACCUGCCGCAGAGCACCGGGGGCAGCAACUGGGAGUGCGGCCCGCGCGAACAGCCCCGGAGAGCCGCCAGCGUCAAGGUCACGUGCGGCGAGGACGAGUCCUCCCUGGAGGACGUGGCGGCCGGCCUGGACCUGUCCCUCUCGCUGCCCGACUGCAAGAUCAUAGCCAACAGGAAUGCCAGAUUUUUCAUAAACGAAGGCACAUCGAAGGACCUCUCGAAGAUAACCAGGGAGAUCCGCCACGAGCGGGAGAGCCACCGCGGGCUCGCCGGCCGCUACACGGAGCGCCCCGACGCGCCGCCCGCCGACCGGGACGCCGCGCUCAAGAAGGACAGCAAAAAGGAACCGAAAAACAAGGAGAUAAAGACUAAAAUCAAACGUUCCGAAUCUGGCAGGAGCUCUGGGCGCUCCUCGGUGAGCGUGGGCAGCAAGGUGCUGAUCGUGGAGCCGCUGGGCGUGUACGACUGCAUCAACCUGGGCCGCCGCAUCGACGUGCACUGGCCCUGCGACCUGCAGCGCCUGCGCGGGGGGCGCAGCGCCUGGGGCGCCUGGGUGCCCGCGCCCGGCAUGGACGGACUGGUGGUGCACAAGUGGACGCCGAACCACAGAGACCCGAAGCUGAGGUCGCACGUCGACAAAACGAUCCUCCUCGUGCAAAUCGACGACAAGUACGUCCCGAUAGCCGAGAACUGCGUCCACGACCUCGGCGAUGAAGUGUGAACUUUAAACGCGUGCGCGUAAAGUUGAAAAUCGAAUAAUUGUCGAGGCCUCGAGGUACGAUUGAAAUGUAAACUUCUUUAAUCGGACUAAAUAAUUGACGUAGCAUUGGAAUUUGAACUUUAAAACCUUGAGGGUACAGUGUGAAAUAGAUAGGACUGAAUUUUGUGACGGGGAUAACGUUUAACUUCGAAGUAAAUAAAUAUAAAAAACAUUUGUCACAAAUUCAUGCUAUUAUAGAUUUUGGAAUGUUUUGAGUCACAAAAAUGUUCAACGCCUUCAAUAAAUGAAUUGGACAUAUGUAGUUUCACAGGAUGUUCACUUUUGAUCUUAUAUAUGUAUAAUAGUAUUAUGUUUUAUAAGAGAAAUCAAAACAACCGAAAAAAAACUAGUGAAAAAUGAUUUUAAAAUGUGUAUUCUGACUUCUCAUAUCUAUCUUAUUAAGAAAAUAAAUUUGGCUUAUGAAUAAACAGUCUGAUGUGUGUGUCUGAAAAGUAAAAUUCAACCAAACAGCCAUUGAUGUAAAGAUUGAUUUUCUAUGUUAACGAUAUUGUAAAUAUUAUGUGUUUGAUUGACCAUUCUGUUGUAUGUGUAAUUGAAACCCUGUCCUCAAUCAUAAUUAUAUGUACA
This is a messenger RNA of Bombyx mandarina (wild silkworm), 9264 nucleotides long. RefSeq names its product pecanex (gene pcx). Lineage: Eukaryota; Metazoa; Arthropoda; Insecta; Lepidoptera; Bombycidae. The record is from RefSeq and is a predicted model, not a curated record. Gene Ontology annotation, cellular component: membrane; endoplasmic reticulum. Gene Ontology annotation, biological process: endoplasmic reticulum organization.